Molecule: messenger RNA, 5672 nt
Organism: Gadus chalcogrammus (walleye pollock)
Lineage: Eukaryota; Metazoa; Chordata; Actinopteri; Gadiformes; Gadidae
Product: ubinuclein-2-like
Exons: 17
Coding region: 342-4028 (1228 amino acids)
Cellular component (GO): nucleus
Source: RefSeq, a predicted model, not a curated record
UGAAUAAUGAUAAUAACGAUCAAGAUGGCUCCUACGGAUGCCUCCUUGCGGUAGCCUGCCCAUCAUUCCAUGGAUCCACAUCCUAAACUACAAUUUUCCCACUAUUUCACCACUUGUGUAUCCUGGAGGAGGAACCCGGGGGGCUCCUGCAUGGAUUGAUACCACCGAGGACGUGAUAAAAGUCAGUGAAACAUACUCUGAGGAACACAGAGCUAGCCCCGGGAGCUAGCUGCUAGCCGCUAGCCGCUAGCUGUAGUUGUCCACCAUCUCCGGUUCUCCUGCCGAGACACUUGAACCCGAGCCUCGUCGUGUCCGGGGCGGACAGAACACGGUUGUUCCCGAUGGCAGAGCCCAGGAAAGUGCCCUUCGUCACCAUCUCGUCCUUUGGGUCAGACGCGACGGCCUCGGAGUCCAAGAAGCGCCGCCGCGAAGAUGAAGCCGACAGCCCGGUGGUUAAAGAUGGAGGCGGGGGUGGAGGAGGCGCAGCGGCCGCCGCCAGUUCAGGAGGUGGAGGAGGAGGAGACGGAGGAGGGGGUCUGUUCGGGAACGUGAAGGGAGGUGACACAGAGCCCGGCGAGAGGAAACCCACGGUGCGCCUCAACCUGCCGCUGACGGAACCCAACGAGCGGGGGUCUGCGGAGUUCAGCUACACGGAGCUGGUCCAGUCCACCUUAACUCAGGUAAAACCCAAAGCAGCUCCGGUCUGUAAAGGCCUGACUCCGCCCCUUGACCCCAGCGACCCCUUCGCCGACGACGACCGAGAGCGGCGCGAGGUGGAGAACCUCGCCAAGAAGUUUGAGAGUAAAUACGGCGGGGCUCCGAAGAAGAAGAAGCGUGAUAGGAUGCAGGAUUUGAUUGACAUCGGUUAUGGCUACGAUGAUACAGACCCCUUCAUAGAUAACUCGGAAGCUUAUGACGAGCUGGUGCCCGCCUCCCUCAACACCAAACACGGCGGCUUCUACAUCAACAUCGGCACGCUGCAGUUCAGGCCCGCCUCCGACUCUGAGGGGGAGGUGUCUAAAGGGGACUCCAACCACUUCAAGAAAGUGAAGGACGGCGAGGAGCGCGUCAUCAAGAAGAGACGGAAAAAGCCAGACGGUGUCGGCCUGGAGGACAAGAAGCCCAAGAAGAACCGAGUGACCAAACAGGGGGUGUUGGCGCUGAACCUCCACCGCCCGGAGAAGAAGAAGAGGAAGAAGCUGAUGAAGGACUCCAUCCAGCUGGCCAACAUGCUUCGCCGCUUCUCCAGGGAGAAGGAAGAGAUCCGCAAGAAGCACGUCCCGGGGGGCGCCGGCCCAACCCCGCGGCCCAACGCCGCCAGAGCACCACAGAGUAACAACAACAACAACGUUGGUGCCCUGCCCAAGGUCACCGGGGGCAACGACUUCCUGGGGGCCAGCCUGGCCCCUGACCCCACUGUGCUGUCGCUGCUGGGCGCGGCCAGCGACAACACGGACAUGCUGCAGGACCUCAUGGGCGACCUGGACUUCGCCAUACUGGACUCUCCGGGGGGCAGCCCAGGCCACGGCGAGAACGGCGGCGGGAUGGGGGCGGGGCUCAAGGCGGUAGGGGGAGGAGUCACCCGGGUGCUGUCUUCCCCCCCGCUGCCCGGCGGCCUUUCGGCCCCCCUCAUCAAACGCAUCGAGGACUUGAGAACGGCGUCCCGUCAGUUCGACCAGGAGGGCAGGAAGAAGUUCUUCACGCUGGACAUGAACAACAUCCUACUGGACAUCGAGCUGCAGGUGCAGGAGCAGCCUGAGGGGGUCCGCUCGGCCGUCUACUCCCACCUGGAGGCCUUCGUCCCCUGCAACAAAGAGGCCCUGCUGAAACGCCUCAAGAAGCUCAGCCUCAACAUACAGGACGACCGUCUCCGCACGCCGCUGCUGAAGCUGAAGCUGGCCGUGUGCAGCGUGAUGCCCGAGCAGAUCGCCCGCUUCAACAUGGACUGUAUCGCCAAGGUGGCCAAGCAGCAGUCUGGAGAAGCAGAGAAGAACGGCUCUGAGGAGGACGACGAGGAGAAGCCGGGGAAGAGGGUGAUGGGGCCGCGCAAGAAGUUCAUUUGGGAUGACAAGCUCAGGUUGUUGCUGUGCACCCUGGUACGUGUAAAGCUGGGCUGCUAUGAGCUGGAGGGCCAGAGCUCAGUGUCUCCUGAGGACUACCUGAAGGCCUUCAUGGAGGCCGAGGUCAAGCCCCUGUGGCCCAAGGGCUGGAUGCAGGCCAGGAUGCUUUUCAAAGAGAGCAUGCAGGCACACGGCCACCUGACAGGAAACACAGCCAAGAAGAAGAUCGUGACGACCCCCAAGGCCAAGCCCAAGGAGAUGGGUUGGGUCCAGCGCUCCACGCCCACAGGGGGCGUCGGCCCCGUUGCCCCGCCCACCAAGCGCCCCCCCCUCUCCCCCUCGGAGCCCAUCUGCUUGGACUCGCAGGACGAGGAGGAGCCGGCCUCGCACUGCCUGGACUCCAUCUCCCAGGCGCUCGCCAUCCUCAGCAACGCCGCCAAGGGCCUGGCCCACGGCGACAGCCCCCCCUCGCCCGACCCCGGAAAGACCCCUGUCGUCGCGGCGACCGUAUCGCACGCCUCGCCGCUGCUCCAGCAGCAGCAGAAGAAGAGCGUGGUGGUGUCCGGGGCCCCGCCCUCGCCAUACAUCUCUACCUCCUCCCCGGCGGCGGCCUCGCUGGCCCGCGCCCCCACCCCCGUCUCCGCCCUGUCGCCAGGCAACCGCAUGGAGGGCCUGGUGUCCCUCAAGGGCCUGUCCCCGGCCCACAGACACUCGGUGCUCAGCUCCGCCCCCCGGCCCCCCGCUGCGGGCGGCGGCUCCUCCCCCAAGCAGCGCCCGCCCCCCACCGCCUCCCCCCUCAUGGCGCCGGGGUCGAAGGGCGUGGCCGCUCCGCCCUCAGGCCUCCUGAGGGGCGGGAACAACCUCAUCACCUCCCCGCCGCCGCGCGUCCACACGCUCAGCCCCUCCCCCCACAUGAGCCCCCAGACCCCCCGCCUGGCCCACACCCUCCACAGCAAGACCCCCCUGACCCCCGGGCUGACCUACAGCAAGCCUUCCAUGACCCCGGCCAAGUCCCCCCUGACCCCCGGCCUGUCCUACCCCCGGCCCUCGCUGACCCUCAGUAAGCCCUCCACCACCCCCAGCCUCAUGCACUGCCGGCCCUCCAUGACCCCCGGCCUCUCCUCCUACGGCAAGGUCAACAUGGCCCCCGGAAAGGGCCCGGGGGGCGGGGCCAAGACCACCCUGAGCCCCAAGCCCCCCCACCCGCUGCCCCAGUCCAACUUCAUCACGCCCAUGCAGGCCACGCUCACCAAGGCGGGGCACAGCAGCACGGCGCCCAUCAUCAAGCUGACCGCGCCCGCCAGCUCCCAGCCCCGGCCUCAGGCCACGCCCCCGCUGCGCCAGUACACCACCAACAGAAGCCCCGCCCAGGCGUUCCGCCCCCCCUACCCCGGGGCCCAGGGGGGCGGGGCCAAGCAGACGGGCGGGGGCUACGCGGGCCUGAAGCAGCCGGUGGGGGUACACAGCAGCACCGGCACCAGCCUUACCAACGCCUCCACCCUCAGCAAGCACCCAGGGGCCACGCCCACCACCACCGCUGCGGCCAACGCAGCGCAGCGCCAGAGGGCAAUGGGCGGGACCACUCAGGGGGCUAAGCCAAUCACGUCCGUCUCCUCGCCGGCGUUGUCUUCUCAGCUGCCCCAGGUCACCACCACGGGGGGCAGCAGCCUGCUGGGCUCCGCCCCCUCCCUGCCGGGGGGCUACGGCAUACUGGGGGGUCUGGUUCCCGUGUCGCUGCCCUUCCAGUUCCCGCCGCUGCUCAACCUGCCGCUCGCCUCCUCCAACGCGGCCGCCGCCGCCAGCGCCCAGGCGGCCAAUAGCAACGCCUCGUUCUCCGUGCUGACGCAGAAUCUCUAUAAGAGCCUCCAGGCAGGGGCUCAUGUUGCUCUGCCUCCUCACCUGCAGAUCGCUUUCUCAGAUGUCAAUCAAAGCCAGGGUGGGGACUCCAACAAGAGGAAGACUCUAUGAUACAGCACCUAGCCAGACACCUGUCCGGCGGGAACCAAUCGGAAUCGAGUGUGGCUUUGAGUGACGGUCAACAGAACCACUCAGAAGGACUAGAGCUGAAGCACUGGGGAUGAAGAACACGCCUCAUCAUGCAAGGAUUGGCUCAGUGACACAAACAAGCAGUACAGGACUUUUUUUUUAAACCAUUUGAUAACUUUUGAUACUAUUAUUCAUAGAAUUGAUAAAUGGAAAUGACUAAAUUUGUCAAUGUUUACAAGAUAGACCUAUAUCACUGUGGAAAGGUGUGUGUCUGUGUGCGUCUGUGUGUGAGAGCGAGCUCAGGGGUGGGAAUGUGUUGCGCUGAAUGUGUAUUUCUCCUGGUAAUGGUCAGUGUGUCCAUUUGGUGCUUCUUUUUAUGAUAAUGUAAUUAAUACUUCAAAUCCUGUAAAGAAAUGUAAACUAAAUGCAAGAUGUUCCGUUUGGGCUUUUUCUAAACAACCUUGAUUUCUCUUGUAAAGAAAUGAAACGACCUUCCAAUUAAACAAUGCCUUAUAAUCAUGAAGUAUAAGAAUCUGUCGUCUCACCGCUGCGUUAGCGGCUGUCCAAAUCUAAGCUAACUACAUAUACCGUUAAAAUAAAUUAUGAACUAGUUUGAAAAGACUUUUAUUUAUAACAUUGGCUUGAGACGUGUCAGCAGGCCUCAGAAGGUUUGAGUCUCUGAUGUGAAAUACAGCACUGACCGCGACGGUCAGACCCCGAUCAACCAGGACCGCGGGGGGCGAACAGGCAACACGGGGAUAUCUCGUCAAAACUUCACACGGCCACCAGCGAGUCAAAUCAACCACCAUACGACUCAGAAGCUACAAAUAUGAAAAUAUUGCAAUCGCUCACGUAUGCAAGUAUGUUUUUAAAAAAUGAAAACAUCCGAUUUAGCACACAAGCAUGAACCCUUACGAUACAAAAAAGCGGCGGAAAUGAAACUGGUUUCUACUCGUGUUUAUGAAUUGUGAUUCUGGCAGGGUCAAAAUGGUCCAGAUGUACUAGGAAACCCCCAGCAGCUCCAGGGUUCCUCCCAGAACAGAAAGUCGCUUGAGGGGAGAGGCCUGCCGGUUAUUUGACCAGCGGUCUGGUUUUAUCAUCAUCGCCGCACUGGUGCGACUUGUACAUCUUUACCUCGGCCAUGUACUUGGCCCAGGCGUCGCUCUUACCCGGCUCGGCCUGCGGAGAACGGAGAGAACAGGCGGUUAAAACAACACAACGGCAGACAAACACUAGACGGAUCAGGGAAGAGAGACUGAUGUACUUACAACCGAGUCCGGUUUCAGUUUCUUCGCAACCAUGCCGGUCUUUAGGAACACGCCGCCUCGCCGCUUCCCCACCUGGGAGGAGAUACAAGACUGACACCGUUACAGGAGCCCAGACACCGGGGUGAGGAGAAAUGAGACUGACACCCUUACAUCUGGGUGAGGAGAGACAAGACUGACGCCCUUCCAGGAGCCCUGGCAGCCAGGUGGGCAGUGGAGGAGAGCCAACAGUAGGGCUCCUGUCGCACGAUGACCAGCGAAUGAACCGUAAGCCAUGUGUCAAUAUGUGUGUCAUAUUAGUGUCAAUGGUCCAAUGAACCAAGGCCUGUACUAUAUCAGCGUUAAUAACGUGUUCUAUUUU